AUUUGUUAAGCAGCUGCAGAAAAAAAUGUAAGAAAAAAAUGAAUGUAAUGUAAGAAGUUAAAGAUCGAUUGGACAAAGAAACAGAGACGAAAUUGACAGAAAAAGCUGAAGUUUGCAAAGGGUGAAACUGUCACGAUACCAAAAAUAAAAGAGAACGACGGUUAGAAAUGGCGAUAGGGGACAUAAGGUUCACGUGGACCGAAAGGAAAUGUCUCCACCGUUGCCUGAUCAUCGCCAUAGCGGUGAACGGUCUAAUAGGGCUCACCCUGUUCUGCCUGGGGAUGUUUACCUCGUUCUCGAUCGCGGGGAAAUUAAGACUCGACGAGAGGAACCUGUUCCAGCUGGCGUUCAAGACUCUGACGUUGUACGGUCUCUACGUUUUCGUUCACAAUCUGCUGGGCGCGAAGCUGUGCUACAAUUACUUCCAUUACGCCGAAGGGCCCUGGAUGAAUUUGAGAUUGUUCGCGUGGACGAUGCUGGGCCUGUUCGUGGUGCUCGUGGGAUGCUUCAUGGCCAGCAUUUCCGUUUCGACUGCGGAGCACCUGGCGCUACAAAUUCGCGACACUCUCCGGGAAGGCAUGAAAAGGUAUUACACGGACGUGACGUGGAAGCGCAGGAUAGACGACAUGCAGAUUCGCAUGCGAUGCUGCGGGAUAGAUUCCUUCGACGAUUGGCACAAGACGUACUGGCUGCAACGAGACCUCCUCGUGCUGGAUUCGCCGGAUAUCUUGAAGUACGCGGAGCUGGACGGCCGCGUGACGCCGCCGGUGGUGCCUUGGAGUUGCUGUCGAAUGGACGCAAAGGGUCCCUGCUAUCACGAUCCCCUUCAGCUGCCAAAUCCCGAGCAGAACUCCACUUACGAGACCCUGAACGCUCGGGGCUGUCUCGUCGUCGUGAAGACCGCGCUAAACGGUACACUCUACUCCGCCGCGGUGCUGAUCGUGUUUCUGUUUGUGUUCCAGGUCGGCGUGACCGUGCUGUCGAGACUCGACUUUACUGCUGCGAGAAACGCUGUCGCGUUGGGGAAUCGCUGGAGAGGUGCACCGGGUUGGCUCUAUGGUCGUCUCGAUUUUGGGAACGCCAGCGGACCUAAUCUCUGCCAGAUCGAUCGGAAGAACAGUGGACGCGGAGACUCGUUGAUCGACCUCAGACCACUUGUUUAUUCCAGCGACACGGAUUGA
Hylaeus volcanicus is the source of this 1181-nucleotide messenger RNA. RefSeq names its product peripherin-2-like. Gene Ontology annotation, biological process: visual perception. Gene Ontology annotation, cellular component: membrane. The record is from RefSeq and is a predicted model, not a curated record. NCBI's taxonomy places the organism in Eukaryota, Metazoa, Arthropoda, Insecta, Hymenoptera, Colletidae. The transcript is spliced from 6 exons. The coding region runs from base 168 to 1181 and encodes 337 amino acids.